Molecule: messenger RNA, 2078 nt
Organism: Trichoderma atroviride IMI 206040
Lineage: Eukaryota; Fungi; Ascomycota; Sordariomycetes; Hypocreales; Hypocreaceae
Product: 40S ribosomal protein uS2
Biological process (GO): cytoplasmic translation; ribosomal small subunit assembly
Cellular component (GO): cytosolic small ribosomal subunit; 90S preribosome; ribosome
Molecular function (GO): structural constituent of ribosome
Source: RefSeq, a predicted model, not a curated record
CCCCCAUCGCCGGAAUUCUCUCUCCUUCAACGACAAACUUUCUCCCCACCCAUCCGAAGGAAGAAUUCAAGUCAAGAUGGCUCCCGCUAACCUGCCGUCCAUUUUCAAUGCCACCAGCCAGGACAUCGAGAUGCUCCUGGCGGCCCAGUGCCACCUUGGUUCUAAGAACCUUCAGGUGCACAUGGAGUCCUACCUGUGGAAGACCCGUGUCGAUGGUGUGAACGUCCUCAACGUUGGCAAGACCUGGGAGAAGAUUGUCCUCGCUGCCCGUAUCAUCGCCGCCAUCGAGAACCCCGCCGACAUUUGCGUCAUCUCUGCCCGUCCCUACGGUCAGCGUGCCGUCCUCAAGUUCGCCAGCCACACUGGUGCCUCCCCCAUUGCUGGACGCUUCACCCCCGGUAGCUUCACCAACUACAUCACCCGCUCUUUCAAGGAGCCCCGCCUGAUCAUCGUCACCGACCCUCGCACCGACGCCCAGGCUAUCAAGGAGGCCAGCUACGUCAACAUCCCCGUCAUUGCCCUCUGCGACACCGACUCCCCCACCGAGUACGUCGACGUUGCCAUCCCUACCAACAACAAGGGUCGCCACGCCAUUGGUACCGUCUGGUGGCUCCUUGCCCGUGAGGUCCUCCGCCUCCGUGGCACCAUCUUCAACCGCGAGACCCCCUGGGACGUCAUGGUUGAUCUGUACUUCUACCGUGACCCUGAGGCCGAGGCCGAGGAGAAGGUUGAGGAGGAGAAGCUCGUCACUGGCGCUGAGGAGGAGGCUCCCGUUGCCGUCGAGUCCGCCUUCCCCGCCGCCGGUGCUGGUGACUGGGACGCUCCCGCCCCCGGCUUCGCUGGUGCUAACGCCGCCGCCGCCGGCUGGGACGGUGCCGGUGCCGCCCCUACUCAGGACUGGGCCGCCUCUGGCACCCAGGAGUGGGCCACCGAGACCGCCAAGGAGAGCCAAUGGUAGAGAAAUCCUGGAGCUGCCGAGGCAGUCCAGGCUCAAGAAGCAUCUGGACAGGAAGGAGAACAAGCACCGGGAGCUUAUUCUUCGGAAUGGUAAUUUUGGCGAUUUGAUCAUCAGCAUCAAGGGCAACACAAAAAAUGGAGGCAGGUUUCUGUUGGCGAGCUCGUUGUGCAACAGUGGAAGGAUCUCGGAAUUUGGGUCUAAGUGUGCAGCACUGAUGAGGGAAAGAUACUCUUCCUUCUUUCUCAUCAGAAAGGGAGGAGGGAAGAGGGAAAGCCCUGUGCGGCCGCUGGGGUGGACUUGAUCGUUACCUCGCUCAAUGUCUCUGAUUUCUUCUGCAGUGGCAUAUAGGGAAGCCUUUUAUUUAAACAGCCGGUCGACCAGUAGUGAAAGAAAAAAAGAUCUUAAACACAUACCCUUUAAUUGCUAUUCUACACCUGUAAUGUCUAAUUUAAACUCCAUGUGCAGUGAGUCUGACUUGCUCUAGUAACGAAUAAUUCACGUAGAGUACUGCAAAAGCUUGCCUUCCACCAAUGACUUUAUGACUUUUAAGAGAGAAUUUCUUUAUAUUCUAUAUGCAACUCGGAUCUCAGCCGAGUGUCGAUUUAUAUAUACUUUCAUCUUUCAAACAAAAAGCUGUAUAUAUAUGUCCCUAUACGCUAAUCAUCCCAAAUUUAUCCACAAUGCCCUCCAGUAUUGAUUGGUAUCUAAAGUUUCCCCUUUCCUAUUUGUUAUAUCCUUCUUAUUACUCCCACGCCCGAAAAAAACAAAAAGAAAAAGACAGAAGUCAUCAUGCAAGAAGCUGAAAAAAAAAAGGAGUCAGGAAAAAGAGGAUUAAUACAAGAUCAACUGAUAAGAGAUUCAUAGCCUGAUCAACAGAGUAAAGGAAAAGGGAGUCUUGCUCAAAGUGUAGGUAGUAGCCAAAUAUUGGACAAAAGUAGUGGAAAUAGUGAUGGCAACAUCGGUACUAGCCGGUGUUUUUUGUGCAUCCGAUUUUGAAGUGCGUUAUGUGGUAUCGACUUUUGCGAAUGCCCUCUUAUAUAGACGGAGAAUAAAACAAAUAGAAAGGUAUGUUAGAUGAAGGGCAGCGAAGAGAAUCAUGCCACGCUAUUAUAGUCUUAGU